Cottoperca gobio is the source of this 1126-nucleotide messenger RNA. RefSeq names its product transmembrane protein 223 (gene tmem223). The coding region runs from base 167 to 973 and encodes 268 amino acids. The record is from RefSeq and is a predicted model, not a curated record. Gene Ontology annotation, biological process: nervous system development. Gene Ontology annotation, cellular component: mitochondrion. The transcript has a single exon. NCBI's taxonomy places the organism in Eukaryota, Metazoa, Chordata, Actinopteri, Perciformes, Bovichtidae.
AAAAACAACCUACGUCACAUUUAACAAGUAUGGCGGCGCCCUCUGAGCUGGAGGCGUCAAGUGUGUUUUGAGAGUAGCGUUCAUAAUAACGAUUUCAUAGGGUGUAUUAUCGUAAUUCCCUGUCAAAUAGGUGCGGGACGAUUAAAGUCGUGUAUCGUCGGGAAAAAUGGGAUUAGAACGGUUGCUUUGCGGGGCACUGCAGUGUUACUCCAAACAGUUUCGACUCGUUAAUAUUCAGCAAAAAGUAUUUCAAAAUGCGUCGAUGUCCACACAGACUACACCGAGCACGUCCAACGUGGUUAACCGGGUUACAUGUGUAGCCGGUCUGUUCAGCAGGAUAUUCGUGGUCACAAGCCGCCGCGGUGCCGCCGCUCACAGUCAGCCGGCUGCCCGCCUCUGCACCUCCGCCCAACCCUCCAGAGAUGUCACCCUGUUCCAGCACGACAGGACCCGCUUCUUCCGGCUCUUCUCAUUCUUCUGCGGCUGCCAGUUUCUCUUCUGGACAUACCUGGGCUACUUCGCUUACACUGGGCUCAGAGACACAAGGGGAGCUACAGAGAAGGGGAAAGCUAAGGCGUCCAGCAUCACCGGGCUGGCUGGGAUGUGGAGCUUUGAGAUGAAUCUGGGGUCAAACACCUGGAGGUACGGCUUCACACUGGGAUGCCUGGCAAUAGCAGCAGGGAUUGUCGGGGUCGGGGUGCUGUUUUGCAAGCGAUCUGUCUGCCAGGUGAUUUUACACCAAGGUGGGAGGAUGGUGACAGUUUCCACACAGUCACCGUUGGGACCAGGCCGAGGCCAGAAAAUAACAGUCCCACUGUCCCAGGUCGCCUGUCAUGCUCACAGACACGAGUCCCCCUCGUUCAUCCCACUCAGGGUCAAAGGACACAAGUUCUACUUUCUUCUGGACAAAGAUGGAACCGUGAACAACGCUAGGCUGUUUGAUAUCACUGUUGGGGCUUACCGGCCAUUUUAAGUUGUGUGGUUAUAUCACACUGUUGCUAAAACUGUGUUGGACACCAAACACCAAUGAAACUGGUCCACAAAUGUGAUUUUACAUGACUGCCAAACAAAUGUCAGUUUCUGUUUGAUUGUCUUUCUUCAAUAUAAUAAAAUCUAUGAGAUCAAA